AUGACGCUGUUGCGCGGCUUGAUCAAAUGCCUCGCGCUCAUUCUACUCGCCGCUACCCUGCUGGCAGAUGCAGCCGUAGUCCAUGGCGAUGCACAAAAUGUUCUACAAAAACAGCAAAACCAAGAAGACAUAACGGACAGAACUGUAUCCGAAGCCCUAUUCGCGGAACUCGAGGAAUCAGCACGCCUAGCGGAUAUCGCGUAUUGUGUUGGAACAACUGGAAUCCACAAUCCAUUCGCAUGUUUAAGUCAUUGCGAGGAGUUUAAAGGGUUUGAGUUAAUCACGACCUGGAACACGGGCCCUCUGCUCUCCGACUCAUGCGGAUACAUUGCUCUAUCGCAUGCACCCUCUGCAAAACGUAUAAUAGUCGCUUUCCGCGGCACGUACUCACUAACGAAUACCAUCAUCGACCUCUCAGCCGUUCCGCAGACAUAUGUCCCUUACCCUACUGACGGGGACGACGACGGCAACAACAACAAGCCGUCAGUGAUUGAACCAAAGCAAUGCCAAAACUGCACCGUGCACGCCGGGUUCUGGACAUCAUGGAAAAACUCUCGCGGCACAGUCCUUUCCGCCGUCACACAGGCCCUCGAGAAAUACCCGGAUUAUGAAGUCACUCUCAUCGGGCAUUCCCUCGGCGGCGCUGUGGCGGCUUUGGCCAGUCUGGAGAUGUACUCUCGCGGCCUGGAUCCGCACGUCACGACGUUCGGAGAGCCCAAGGUUGGAAAUGACAAGAUGGCCGAUUUUAUCAGCGAAAUUUUUGACCUUUCAAAAGGAAAGGAGGAUGAUACACAAAUGCGAUAUCGACGCAUAACGCAUGUGAAUGAUCCAAUCCCUCUUCUACCGCUGACGGAAUGGGGAUAUGCGCCGCACGCAGGUGAAAUCUACAUCUCAAAGCUUGAUCUACCGCCUUCGCGCGAGGAUGUUGAGCACUGCGUUGGGAAUGCGGAUAAGCGCUGUAUAUCUAGCAGCGAGGGAGAUAGGGAAGAAGAGACAGUCAAAAACCUCUCUUUACUCGCAAUGAGCAUGGUCCCACAGCGAGAAAAUAUAUUGUUAUCAUCGUCUGAUAAUCAACAACAACAAGAACAACUGGCCGAAAAAGAAAAGCGGGACGAAGUGAAAACGCAAUGGUCUCUGGUACCAAACCGCUAUCGAAUCUGGGAGCUCUUCUUUGCGCAUCGCGAUUACUUUUGGCGAAUUGGUCUAUGUGUUCCUGGCGGGGACCCGAGUUCAUGGAGAUGGUUAUAA
Talaromyces marneffei is the source of this 1248-nucleotide messenger RNA. RefSeq lists its product as uncharacterized. The transcript is spliced from 2 exons. The record is from RefSeq and is a predicted model, not a curated record. Bases 1 to 1248 code for a protein of 415 amino acids. Lineage: Eukaryota; Fungi; Ascomycota; Eurotiomycetes; Eurotiales; Trichocomaceae. Gene Ontology annotation, biological process: lipid metabolic process.